Messenger RNA from Odobenus rosmarus divergens (Pacific walrus), 2650 nucleotides. RefSeq names its product protein kinase, cGMP-dependent, type I. Bases 48 to 1463 code for a protein of 471 amino acids. Gene Ontology annotation, molecular function: ATP binding; cGMP-dependent protein kinase activity. The transcript is spliced from 15 exons. NCBI's taxonomy places the organism in Eukaryota, Metazoa, Chordata, Mammalia, Carnivora, Odobenidae. The record is from RefSeq and is a predicted model, not a curated record. Gene Ontology annotation, biological process: protein phosphorylation.
UAAAUGUGAAACUCUGGGCCAUUGAUCGACAAUGUUUUCAAACAAUCAUGAUGAGGACAGGACUCAUCAAGCAUACCGAGUAUAUGGAAUUUUUAAAAAGUGUCCCAACAUUCCAGAGCCUUCCUGAAGAGAUCCUCAGUAAGCUUGCCGAUGUCCUUGAAGAGACUCACUAUGAGAAUGGGGAAUAUAUCAUCAGACAAGGUGCAAGAGGGGACACCUUCUUUAUCAUCAGCAAAGGAACGGUAAAUGUCACUCGGGAAGACUCACCCAGUGAAGACCCGGUCUUUCUUCGAACUUUAGGGAAAGGAGAUUGGUUUGGAGAGAAAGCCUUGCAGGGGGAGGAUGUGAGGACAGCAAACGUGAUUGCCGCAGAGGCUGUGACCUGCCUUGUCAUCGACAGAGACUCUUUCAAGCAUUUGAUUGGAGGACUGGAUGAUGUUUCCAAUAAAGCGUAUGAGGAUGCAGAAGCUAAAGCAAAAUACGAAGCCGAAGCUGCUUUCUUCGCCAACCUGAAGCUGUCUGACUUCAACAUCAUCGACACCCUCGGAGUCGGAGGCUUCGGACGAGUGGAGCUGGUCCAGUUGAAAAGUGAAGAGUCCAAAACCUUUGCCAUGAAGAUUCUCAAGAAACGCCACAUUGUGGAUACGAGACAGCAGGAGCAUAUCCGCUCAGAGAAGCAGAUCAUGCAGGGGGCGCAUUCUGACUUCAUAGUGAGAUUGUACAGAACGUUUAAGGACAGCAAAUAUUUGUACAUGUUGAUGGAAGUGUGCCUGGGUGGAGAGCUCUGGACCAUUCUCAGGGAUAGAGGUUCAUUUGAAGAUUCUACAACCAGAUUUUACACAGCAUGCGUGGUGGAAGCGUUCGCCUAUCUGCAUUCCAAAGGAAUCAUUUAUAGGGACCUCAAGCCAGAAAAUCUCAUCCUGGAUCACAGAGGCUACACCAAGCUGGUUGAUUUUGGCUUUGCAAAGAAAAUAGGAUUUGGAAAGAAAACAUGGACUUUUUGUGGGACUCCAGAGUACGUAGCUCCAGAGAUCAUCCUGAACAAAGGCCAUGACAUUUCCGCCGACUACUGGUCACUAGGAAUCCUAAUGUAUGAACUUCUGACUGGCAGCCCACCUUUCUCAGGCCCAGAUCCUAUGAAAACCUAUAACAUCAUACUGAGGGGGAUUGACAUGAUAGAAUUUCCAAAGAAGAUCGCCAAAAAUGCUGCUAAUUUAAUUAAAAAACUAUGCAGGGAUAACCCAUCAGAAAGAUUGGGAAAUUUGAAAAAUGGCGUGAAAGACAUUCAGAAGCACAAAUGGUUUGAGGGCUUUAAUUGGGAAGGCUUAAGAAAAGGCACCUUGACACCUCCUAUAAUACCAAGUGUUGCAUCACCCACAGACACAAGCAAUUUCGACAGUUUCCCUGAGGACAAUGACGAACCGCCACCUGACGACAACUCGGGAUGGGACAUAGACUUCUAAUGUAUUUCUCUUACCUGCUUCUGCCUUGCUGAAGUCAGCUUUUUCUGAGACACAGCUGCCAGCAAACCUGAGGGACGGAGAGAAGAUUAGUGCUCGGGGUCACCAUGAUGCCUUUGAUCGAUGCUGCUCCGGUAACUGCAGUGGCAUUAGGACAACAGUGCUCUAUACAUGUUUUCUGUUUGAUCCUAAAAAUAGCAGUUGACAUGGUGGUCCUGAAGCAAAGCCUUUCACACCAGUCAAGAGGUGUCUUCUAGUGUUGGAAUGAUCUUGCUUUGCUCUAUAAUUUGAAAGACUGCCAGAAACACUUCAGUCUAGUAAAAGCGUCUGCACCUUGCUAGAAUUAUCAAGAAGAUCAAAAAAAUUAAAUAUUGGGUACGAUAGAUGACGGUGGUACAAAAACUGGGAGCUUCCUUUCCUUUUCCCGUGAGGGCAUAGGAUACAUUCAGAUACAUUCGCGCAAGCCGGAAGAGGGCCACGCAUCUGUUGGUCACAGAGGUCAUGGCAAACCAGUGCUAGAAGUUUCAUGAUUUAAUUUCCCAGCAGUGCUGAUGACGAGACUGAAUGUUACCUUUCCUUUCCGACAGAUUUUAAAAAUUGAUACGAUAAAAGCACAACUGCUAUAGGUUCUGCUGAGAACUCUCAUAGCAGGUAUAUAUGCGUUUUCACAGGAUUGAAAAACAAAACAACAUGCAUGAUAUUUGUUUCUUUUCUCGAUAAAUUGGCAUGACAGAGUGGGGAAAAAAACAAAAAGCAACUCACAAACCAUUUCAUAUCUUUUAAAAUGUUGUGCUUCAAGAUGGUCCUGGAAAUAAAUGACUAGCAGCCAAUUGAUUUUUAUUUAUUACUUAACAAGCCCUCAGACUGAGGCUUAAAAUAGUCCCUUUUAUAAAAAGAAACCCUUGCGGGGUGGGGGCAGGGUGGGGUGGAGAGGGACUAAGAUCCAUCCAAAAAUAAAAAUAAGAAACUAUAUAGGUGCUAUGUAUAUCUAUCUUUCAUCUGUAAAUGUCCGUGUCUGAGCAGACAACACAAAUUCUACUCAUCACCUGUGUAGCCAGAGACUCAAGCAUUCUUCACUACAUUUACCAACCAAACUCCUGUCCGAUUUCACUUACACAACAUAGCCAAGGGUUGAGGGGGAAAGGUGAUUAAAACCCAUUCAGCUGGCUUCUUGUCUUAGGCCUGAACCA